Molecule: messenger RNA, 426 nt
Organism: Striga asiatica
Lineage: Eukaryota; Viridiplantae; Streptophyta; Magnoliopsida; Lamiales; Orobanchaceae
Source: the annotation of a GenBank genome assembly
AUGUCUGUACUUUGCUGCGGUCAAAGUGACUCUAAUUUGCCAAGGCAGACCUUCAUCAUCGCUCGCACAAUACAAGUUCAGCCGCCUUUCCCUUUCAUUCUUCGGGUGGUCUGUGAUCUUCCAUGCACGGAUUCAAAGCAUAGAAUCGAAAGAGGUUACCUUUCUGUACUGGUCUUAGAUCUCUGCUCUGACUCUAUUCCAUUCCGUCAGCUUUGGAUGGACAAGUUGCCAAAUGCAACUAAAAGAGAGACCUCAGGGUCGAUGGCAAACUGCCGAAUCCCUUGUUUAAAGCUUCCCUCCCGUAACUCACUAGGCCCUUUGUGGCGCGAAGUGCGCUGUAUGGGGCUUUUAGGUGCCGUUCUUGGCACAAUCUGUAGCCGUGGAAUAGAUAGCCCCCUUUACAUUACUACAUUACACAGGGGGUAA